Mytilus trossulus (common blue mussel) is the source of this 5425-nucleotide messenger RNA. RefSeq names its product tubulin epsilon and delta complex protein 1-like. The transcript has 8 exons. NCBI's taxonomy places the organism in Eukaryota, Metazoa, Mollusca, Bivalvia, Mytilida, Mytilidae. The record is from RefSeq and is a predicted model, not a curated record. Bases 91 to 1425 code for a protein of 444 amino acids.
CACGGUUGAAACAAAUAUUAUAUCAACUUCCGGUUUGUGGUAAAAAAGAAGACAAAAACAUUACCAGUAGAUUUUUGUGCUUAUCUAUGCAUGGCACAAGUCAGAGAAACAAUCGAACUUUUGGUCAAAGUUCUGAGAGGAAAUGGAACGUCAAAGAUAAAAGCAGAAAGCUUUAGACUUGCUAAAUUUAACAAUGACACCGCAACUGAAACCUUUUGGAGUUUGUUGUUUGAGUUGCUGUAUUUUUGUAAAUAUGGUACAAUUGAUGAAGUGGCAUUUAAAGCAAAAGCCGAACUAUCCAUAGAAGAAUUGGUGGUCUAUGUAAAACAAGAAAUGCAGAGAAAAGGGUUCCUGUCCCGAGAGUUUGCUUCUCUGCCUAAUGACAUGAGUAGUGGUAGUAGAGAAAUAUUAUUAGGGUUUGCUUGGUUGCUUUGUAAAGAAGGUCUGAUUGAUAAAUUUAUGGAAUCCUGCUCAUCACCUCUAGAUGAAGAAGAUCCAUCUUUUAUGUAUGAGUUUGAAUUUGAAGAAAUGACCAAACCAUCAAAGCAAAUGCAAACACAGAGAGUUAUUUCCCCUGGACAGAAGGUUCAACAUUUAAGACUUUUGAAUGGUAAACUUAGAUCUAAUAUUAGGCAGCUGCAAGCUUUACAGAGAGAAAAGGCAAAGCUUCAAAACAGGGUACAUGAUAGUACAUAUGGUGUAUCACUGAACCCAGAGAGGAACCACCUGUCUGUUAUGGAGGUCCAUCUAUUAAAACACCCCGAGUUAAUGAAAAAGAUAUUAAAGUUGUUGGAAAAAGACAAUGAAAGACUACAAAACAUGUUGUCAUGGAAAGAUCAAGAAGAAGUCUUUUGGAAAUGGAUGGAAAGUGUUCUAGAUCACAAACUGAAAGAUAAAGUAGAGGACAUGAGUCCUGGGAGGAUGACAUUUUACAACAUACCACCAGAUGCUGUCAUCAAGAUGGAGUCAGCUAAACAACAGUUAGAGGACGCCAUUAUGAAGUAUGAACAAAUAAUUGAGGAGAUUGAGGAAAUAUGGGAAUCAAAGCGUUCAUCAAUAUCAGAAAGAGAACUAGACAACUUGUUAUCCUCUAUCAAUACAGAAAUUUCACUUCAGAGGGCAAAUCUUGCUCUUGACAGUACAGAAGACAUUUUACGCAAUCAAAAAGAAACUCGCUUUUUGUUAACAAAGAACAACAGUAAAAAACUAUCCAAUUUAUCUAGCCAUAUAUCAAGUCAUGUGACACCACAAGAACAAUCAGUGCCAGCAGUUGACAUUGAACAUGAAUUAGCACUCAUGGAGAGACAGUUAGAGAGGAUUGAACUGGAGACAAAUAGAAAACGAGAAAAGUAUAGAGGCCAAUUAGAAAAUCUGGCUUCAACUGUUCCUGAGGCCAUUUGUAUUCAGCCAAUGUCUUGUAGAUAAGUCCCACGAUUCGCAGAUAUCUUCAUUGGUUUCUUUAUGUUAAAUGUAGUCAAACUUCUGUUACUGAAACGAUUUUGAUGGGAAAUUUAUGAGCUGCUUCCUUGUAAAAGAGGAAGUGUUCUAAAGGCCCAUUUUGCUAUCUAAAAAUUGAGGUAUUACAAAAUCAGCUAAUUUAUGGCUGUACAUAAUUGAAAAGUAUGUGCAAAGUUUUAAGCUCUAAUAUCUUAAACAAAGUUAAAAACAUACACUAACAUUUUGCAGUCUAAAGACAGCCUUAAUUAAUUUAUUUAUACAAAAUGACAUAUUUUGACACAAACCAGUAUUUGUGUGUGGGAAAUAUUAAGCACAUGCAAGUUCCAAAAACCUGAUUAUAUUAAAAGGAGUUAAGUUUAUACCAGCAAGUUAAGUGAUAGAUAAGCUUGUUGGUUUUUGCAUGUCCUUAUUAUUUAUUGGUCAUAAGCUACUUAAAAAUUGAUCAAAUUUAGGAUUUGGUCAUUAAAUUACAUUCAUUGUGAGGUCAAGAAUUGUAAGCAAAACUUUUUGAGGUUGGGGUAGCAACAGCAAUGAAUUUAUUUAUCUAGUAUGUAAAUUUUUAAGCAUUAGCACAAUUAUUUGACCCUGCCCCCUCAGUCACGGAUUCUGACUUUGAAAUUUUUGCCAAAUUUUUUACAUGUUAAACUUGUGAUUAGGUCAGUUUGCAGUAUUAGCUUUUUCUAUGUUUCAUUUCCGUACAUAUUAUAUGGCCCCUCUCCAUCAGUCAUGGUUUAAAGACUUUGAAUGUUUUGCAUUAUUAAAUAUUUCCAUUAGGAAUCGAUGGGUCUCCAAUGUUUGCAUUAUACUAUAGCAAAAUAACAAAAUGGCAAGACAUAUCUCUGUGUCAACAAGUUUUUUGUAUUUACAUUUGUUUGCAUAACAAAGAAAUCCACUUCAGAGUUUAUUUGACUAUUUUAUACAAACCUGCUCUUAUACUCUUUGAAAGAGUUAUAGAUCAGUCACAAAGGUCAUUUUUAUCAGCAAUUUUAAAUCAUAUAUUUUUCUCAAGUUGAUGAUAAUAUUUUGAUUUUUUUUUGGUUUAUUUUGAUAAACUAUUCAUUAAAGGUCAUCCAAAUGUAUUUCACUUGCACUAAGAUAACAGAUUUUUCAUUAAAAAUAUAAGGCCAGCGAAACAAAUUAUCUGUGUGUUAACUAAUCUAAGAAAAAAUAUGUCUGAAGAUCCAGUCUGGUAAAAACAAAACAAUUGAAGUUUGCAUAUUAUCAUUGAAUUUGAUGUAUGUUAUUAUAAGGCCCCAAUAUUUCACCUUUUUAGCUCACCUGGCCCGAAGGGCCAAGUGAGCUUUUCUCAUCACUUGGCGUCCGGCGUCCGGCGUCGUCCGUCGUCGUCCGUCGUCGUCGUCCGUCGUCGUCGUCCGUCGUCGUUAACUUUUACAAAAAUCUUCUCCUCUGAAACUACUGGGCCAAAUCAAACCAAACUUGGCCACAAUCAUCAUUGGGGUAUCUAGUUUAAAAAAUGUGUGGCGUGACCCGGUCAACCAACCAAGAUGGCCGCCACGGCUAAAAAUAGAACAUAGGGGUAAAAUGCAGUUUUUGGCUUAUAACUCAAAAACCAAAGCAUUUAGAGCAAAUCUGACAUGGGGUAAAAAUGUUUAUCAAGUCAAGAUCUAUCUGCCCUGAAAUUUUCAGAUGAAUCGGUCAAUCGGUUGUUGGGUUGCUGCCCCUGAAUUGGUAAUUUUGAAGAAAUUUUGCUGUUUUUGGUUAUUAUCUUGAAUAUUAUUAUAGUUAGAGAUAAACUGUAAACAGCAAUAAUGUUCAGCAAAGUAAGAUCUACAAAUAAGUCAACAUGACCAAAAUGGUCAAUUGACCCGUUUAGGAGUUAUUGCCCUUUAUAGUCUAUUUUUAACCAUUUUUCGUUAAUUAAAGUAAUCUUUUACAAAAAUCUUCUCCUCUGAAACUACUUGGCCAAAUUAAUCCAAACUUGGCCACAAUCAUCUUUGGGGUAUCUAGUUUAAAAAAUGUGUGGCGUGACCUGGUCAACCAACCAAGAUGGCCGCCACGGCUAAAAAUAGAACAAAGGGGUAAAAUGCAGUUUUUGGCUUAUAACUCAAAAACCAAAGCAUUUUGAGCAAAUCUGACAUGGGAUAAAAAUGUUUAUCAGGUCAAGAUCUAUCUGCCCUAAAAUUUUCAGAUAAAUCGGUCAAUCGGUUGUUGGGUUGCUGCCCCUGAAUUGGUAAUUUUGAGGAAAUUUUGCUGUUUUUGGUUAUUAUCUUGAAUAUUAUUAUAGAUAGAGAUAAACGGUAAACAGCAAUAAUGUUCAGCAAAGUAAGAUCUACAAAUAAGUCAACAUGACCAAAAUGGUCAGUUGACCCGUUUAGGAGUUAUUGCCCUUUAUAGUCAAUUUUUAACCAUUUUUCGUAAAUUAAAGUAAUCUUUUACAAAAAUCUUCUCCUCUGAAACUACUUGGCCAAAUUAAUCCAAACUUGGCCACAAUCAUCUUUGGGGUAUCUAGUUUAAAAAAUGUGUGGUGUGACCUGGUCAACCAACCAAGAUGGCCGCCACGGCUAAAAAUAGAACAUAGGGGUAAAAUGCAGUUUUUGGCUUAUAACUCAAAAACCAAAGCAUUUAGAGCAAAUCUGACAUGGGGAUAAAAAUGUUUAUCAGGUCAAGAACUAUCUGCCCUGAAAUUUUCAGAUGAAUCGGUCAAUCCGUUGUUGGGUUGCUGCCCCUGAAUUGGUAAUUUUGAGGAAAUUUUGCUGUUUUUGGUUAUUAUCUUGAAUAUUAUUAUAGAUACAGAUAAAUUGUAAACAGCAAUAAUGUUCAGCAAAGUAAGAUCUACAAAUAAGUCAACAUGACCAAAAUGGUCAGUUGACCCCUUUAGGAGUUAUUGCCCUUUAUAGUCAAUCUUUAACCAUUUUUCAUAAAUCUAAGUAAUCUUUUACAAAAUCUCCACUGAAACUACUAGGCCAUAAUCAUCUUUGGGGUAUCUAGUUUGAAAAAUGUGUCCGAUGACCUGGCCAUUCAACCAAGAUGGCCGCCACGGCUAAAAAUAGAACAUAGGGGUAAAAUGCAGUUUUUUGCUUAUAACUAUGAAACGAAAGCAUCUAGAGCAAAUCUGACAAGAAGUUAAAUUGUUAAUCAAGUCAAUAUCUAUCUGCCCUGAAUUUUUCAGAUGAAUUGGACAACUGGUUGUUGGGUUGCUGCCCUCCAAUUGGUAAUUUUUAAAGAAAUUUUGCCGUUUUUGGUUAUCUUGAAUACUAUUAUAGAUAGCGAUAAAUUGUAAACAGCAAUAAUGUACAGCAAAGUAAGAUCUACAAAUAAGUCAACAUGACCUAAAUGGUCAAUUGACCCCUUAAGGAGUUAUUGCCCUUUAUAGUCAAUUUUUAACAAUUUUCAUUAAUUUGGUAAAUUUAUGUAAAUUUUUACCAAAUAUAGUUCUCUGUUACUAAUGGGCAAAGUUCAUGAUAGAUAUAAUUGUAAGAUGCAAAAUCGUUCAGUAAAGUAAGAACUUCAAACACAUCACCAUCACCAAAAUACAAUUUUGUCAUGAAUUCAUUUGUGUCCUUUGUUUAAUAUGCACAUAGACCAAGGUGAGCGACACAGGCUCUUUAGAGCCUCUAGUUUUCUAGCUCAUCAAAUUCUUAUUUGCCUCACACACAUCUCAAUAAUGACUAGAUAAGAAAUAGGUAUUUAUAAAUAGUGUUCUCUUUGUGAUGUUAUAAUUUAUAUCAAUCUAUUUGAACUCAAAAAUGACUUCAGAGUUUAUUUGACUUUUUAUACAAACCUUAAGGCUAUAAAGAAGGUUUUAAACUGCCUUUAAUUGCAGAUUGAUGAGUUUUAAAGCAGUUAUAUAAUUGUUUAUUUAAUGUUUGCCAUAUACAGCAUUAUAUUUAAUAUAUAUCUAUUAUAUAUGUAUGUAUUUAUUGUGGUUUUAUUUGUUUAUUUUUUUCAGUGGUUAGUUUGUUAUAUUUUUUCACGAUUUUUUCCAUUAAACUACAUAUUAUUUCAA